AGUGAAGGCCAAAUCCCUCUAUCAGAGGCUCUAAGAGCCAUAGUUCGCUUCAUCAAAGGCCUUGCGGGCUCUCUUCAGCUCCUCGUUCAUCGUCAAGAGGUCUUUCACUCGGGCAAACUUCCUUGGAUCUUUCCGGAUAAGGAAAACAAUGUCCUCCACCUGGACACGGCCCUGGCGUCCGAUGGACAUGGCUUUGUGUGUCAUCUCCGUGACGAACUCGAUCACAAGGUCCUCCAGGAUAUCCACCGACUCGGUGUAGGGAUUCUGGUCAUCUCCAAAUCCAUACAUCAUACACCGAAGUUCUUUAGAGAACAGCCUUUUCCUUUUGCCGUGGUUCCCAUCGGCUCCACCCGCCCCGUCAUCCAAAUCAUCGUCAAAACCAGCUUCGUCUUCCUCCUCCGCCAUCCUCACAGACCCAAAUGUGUACUAGAGCUAGCAAUUGUAGCUAACGCUAGCUGGCUAUGGGAUUAUCUAGCUAGUUACAAAGCCCAGUGUGUCCAACGAUAUUUCGCAAACAGUGCAGGUUAGAUGCAAUUAGAGCCCUGACCGGGUAUUUUUUUUGUUGCGUUGUGGCGGCUUUUUGACUUUAUAUCAAUUACAAAAACAAGAGGGUCACGACAACAACUCCUCAACCAAAUGGUCCAUUUCUUCUUCACUGUAGUUGCCGGAAGUAGCUACAGCAACUGGCUGCGUUGUUUUGCUUGGAAAAACAAAAAUACUGCCACCUAGCUGCAGUGCUGGAGUCGGGCGCACUUGAUUCAGGUCAGCAAUCGCACCGGGUAGGCAGAGUGAUCCAUUGCAUUGGACCAAGGUCUACAUUUCACCAAGCACCGACGCGCGUCGGGGAAGCAAAAUCAAGUGCAUCGCUUGUCUGGCUGUGCUCAGUCCACGUAGAGCCUGUGGGUUAUACUGAUGAAUCGAUGCCAUGGCCCGCGUGUAGAGUGGUCUAACUGGCAACAACAAACUUUCAGCACAUUGUUCCUGUUUGAAGACGGUGCCUCUGCAGUAGUUCCUGUGGGGAAGGGUGAAGCAGCACCAUGGCUUGCCCUGUCCAGUUCCUAUGCCGGGCUGUCCGCACUGUGGGCCUGGUCCUCGUUUACUAUGUCUUCUCCAUCGGCAUCACCUUUUAUAACAAGUGGCUGAUGAAGGGCUUCCACUACCCACUGUUCAUGACGCUGCUCCACCUCACCAUAAUAUUCUGUCUCUCUACCCUGACCCGCUCGGCCAUGCAAUGCUGGACAGGGAAGCCUCGGGUCAUGUUGAACUGGACAGACUACCUCACAAAGGUUGCCCCAGUCGCCAUUGCAACAGCGCUGGACAUUGGACUCUCCAAUUGGAGCUUCCUCUUCAUCACCAUCAGCUUGUACACAAUGACCAAGUCUUCUGCAGUGCUCUUCAUCCUCUUCUUCUCAUUGGUUUUUAAACUAGAGCAUCCGAACCCAUACCUGAUCGUGGUGGUCCUUCUGAUAGCCAGCGGCCUGUUCAUGUUCACCUUCAAGUCGACCCAGUUCAACCUGAAGGGCUUCAUCAUGGUACUGCUUGCAUCGUUCAUCGGUGGGAUCCGGUGGACCCUCACGCAGGUCCUGAUGCAGAAAGCAGAGCUGGGGCUCCAGAACCCAAUAGACACCAUGUACCAUCUACAGCCGCUCAUGUUCAUGGGACUCUUCCCGCUCUUCCUCUUCAACGAAGGGCUGAGCCUAAGUACCUCAGAGAAGCUGUUCCGUGUAAAUGAGCUCUCUCCCCUGCUCUACACUCUGGUCAUGCUGAGUAUAGGCGGAUCACUGGCCUUUGGCCUGGGCUUCUCUGAGUUCCUGCUAGUCUCAAAGACCUCCAGUCUCACUUUAUCCAUAGCAGGGAUCUUUAAGGAGGCGUGUACUCUGCUGCUGGCAGCAGGCCUGAUGGGGGACAGGAUGAGUGGACUCAACUUGAUGGGUUUCGCUGUCUGUGUUUCUGGCAUCUCCCUGCAUGUGGGGCUGAAGACCUACUAUUCCAAAAGUAAAAUUCACUCGUUGAGACAGCUGCCCGUUAAAAACAGCCAGGACCUGGAAGUACCACUAUUAUGUCAUAAGGAAGACGAGGGGGAGGAGACAGCUGCUGCUGAUGAUGAUGAUGAUGAUAAAGAGCAGGAGAUUCUACUCUGAAACAAACAAGAUGGCUGACUGUCUUGUUCCAGAGAGGCAAAGAGAAGGGAUCACUGCCUCGACCUCCCUUUCCAACCAAAGUGCAGGAGUUGAGAAGGAUAUUCUGGAACACUUGGAGGACAAAUGGAAUUAAAUAAAAGUGUAUUUAUUGCAAUGUGUUUUGUCUUUUGGCCUUCUUCAGAGAGGCCACAGAGGAACAGAAAGGAAGGCUUCCAACCCUCCUCUACAGACAACAUUCUCUUCAGCAUUUGUCCAAAAUCGCUGAGCAUUACCGACAGUAACACGGACGGACACACUAAACUUUACCAAAUGCAUUUACUGUUGCCUUUUCAGGGCCUUCAGUGAUGUGAAAGAAAAGUGUUUACCUUAUAAUGUGAAAUGACCAAACCAUAUGUGCCAUUAUAAUGAUAAAUGUUUCUAGAAAUGGGGGACCACUUGCCUAAACAUCAGACUGUUACCAUGGUUACUCCAUGAUUGUCAGUCUGACUGAAGUCGCCCUAAAAAAAUAAACAAUAUUCUCUAUAAGCCAAAAUGUUGAAUAAAAUUAUAUUUACACAUACUUUACUGCUUGUACGUGCUGUUGGUCCUUCUGGCGGUAGGUGGAGAUAGGGUAUCCACAGCAAAGUGUUGUUUACCUGGCUUUUUGCGGUGCCAGUAGGUUCUGUCGCUUGUAUUUUCAAUCUCUUGACUCAUUGCACGUGCUGCACAAUAUGUAAACAAUAGCUGUUUGCCAUUCGGUGUGUGGUUUGGCUCGGCCAUAUUGGGCAAGUGUUCGUCACGUGCAAAUUGCAUCAGUAUUGAAAAUAAAAACAGGAAAUACAAACUGAUAUACAGACCACUGUACUAAAGGCCGUGUUGAUAAUACUUCCCUGUGGAUAUUUUGUAUUCAAUUACGUCCGACAUAGGGACAACAUUUUCUGAAAUGCUAACCCUCCAUGUUAGAGGCGAGUGUGUAAAUAUUUCAUUUUAGUAAUUUAGCAGACACUCUUAUCCAUAGCGACUUACAGUUGAGAGCACACAUUUGUCAUUACCUUUUCAUACUGGUCCCCCAUGGGAAUUGAACCCUCAACCCUGUUGUUGCAAGUGCCAUGCUCUACCAACUGAGCUACACAUUGUCAAAUGCUAAUUAAAUUUGAUUAUUGGAGCUAAAGCAAUUUCUAAACAAUUAGGUUGUCAUUUGUUUAUAUUGAAUUGGGUAAGCACAGAGCUUUUGUUGCUGCUACUAUGUACUGUAUGUUCUGAAAUAAAACAUUUGCACAAUUA
Oncorhynchus kisutch (coho salmon) is the source of this 3404-nucleotide messenger RNA. RefSeq names its product solute carrier family 35 member H1 (gene slc35h1). The coding region runs from base 1038 to 2141 and encodes 367 amino acids. The transcript has 10 exons. The record is from RefSeq and is a predicted model, not a curated record. Lineage: Eukaryota; Metazoa; Chordata; Actinopteri; Salmoniformes; Salmonidae.